GCAGGGCGCCUGCCGCGGAGGAGGGGCCGGCCGGUGGCACAGCACCCCGUCUCCCCGGAGGCCUGAGCCACCGGCUGGGUGCGGCCCCCCUGCCCAGGGCUUGGCCUCCCGCCUCCCAGCCUGCCCCUGGGGAGGGGCCACCUGGUGUCAAUUAAGCCCCAGUCACUCGGCCGCACCACGCCAGGCGGCUGAUUAGUGCCGCUGGCUUCUCCAGAUGGGGAGCACCAGCACCGGCUGAGGGGGACGCGCCAGGCCCGGCCAGGCCUCUCGGAGCCGCUCCGGAAGUCCCCGAUCUCAUCUGCAUCUAACAAGCCGCUGACCACGAUGCCCAGGGAAGAGCCCACAGCCAUCACGCGCCACCUCUAGACACCCCCAGACGCUCCUCCCCGGCCUGCCGACCUGUGGCUCGGGGACACGUCCCACCGCUCUCCUGACGUCUGUCUGCUGUCAGCCUCCUGAGAGGACAAGGCGGGGGGUGGGCAGACGCAGGAAAUCAUGCCACCGACGGCCACCCGGCAAUGAGCCGGUGACGCAGCGUUGACGUCAGAGACGGCGGAGGCUGAAACCUCUGGGCCACUGUGUCCCCGGCUCCUCUCUCGGCAGAGCCGCGUCCUGGCCCCUCCUGGAGGAUCCGUCUCGGCUGGAUAGGCUUCGGGGUCUUCAGGRUGGACCCUCGGAGGCCAGGCGCCAUGGAGGAGCACAUGUUCGGGGUUCAGCAGAUCCAGCCCAAUGUCAUCUCCGUCCGCCUCUUCAAGCGCAAAGUCGGGGGCCUGGGGUUCCUGGUGAAGGAGCGCGUCAGCAAGCCCCCCGUCAUCAUCUCGGACCUGAUUCGCGGGGGAGCCGCCGAGCAGAGUGGCCUGGUCCAGGCGGGGGACAUCAUCCUCGCCGUCAACGGCCGGCCCCUGGUGGACCUCAGCUAUGACAGCGCCCUGGAGGUGCUCCGSGGCAUUGCCUCCGAGACCCACGUGGUCCUCAUUCUGAGGGGUCCCGAGGGCUUUACCACGCACCUGGAGACCACCUUCACCGGGGAUGGGACCCCCAAGACCAUCCGGGUGACACAGCCCCUGGGACCUCCCACCAAAGCUGUCGAUCUGUCCCAGCAGCCCUCAGCCAGCAAAGAGCAGCUGCCCGCCGCGGGUGGGCCCCCGGGCCCCGGGAACGGGCCUCAGCAGGCCCAGGACGAGGGGCCGGAAGCCGGCUCGCUGCCCCAAGCCAACGGCCUGGCCCCCAGGCCCCCGAGCCAGGACCUGGCCAAGAAAAGCAGCAAGKCUGGCCCCCAGGGCGGCCCGGAGCAGAACGAACUGCUCAGAGAGAUCGAGCCUGUGCUGAGCCUUCUCACCAGCGGCCGCCCAGGGGCCGAGCGAGGGGCACCUGCCAAGGCGGAGACGAGAGACACAGGCGUCCAGGUGGACAGGGACCUGGAUGGCAAGUCACACCGAGCUCUGCCCCUCGGCGGGGACAAYGACCGCGUCUUCAAUGACCUGUGGGACCAGGGCGGCGCGCCCGUGGUCCUCAACAACCCCUACUCCGAGAGGGAACAGCCCCCUGCCUCGGGGAGACAGUCCCCCACAAAGAACGGCAGCCCCUCCAAGUGCCCCCGCUUCCUCAAGGUCAAGAACUGGGAGACGGACGUGGUUCUCACYGACACCCUCCACCUCAAGAGCACCCUGGAGACCGGCUGCACGGAGCACAUCUGCAUGGGCUCCAUCAUGCUGCCCUCUCAGCACACGCGAAGGCCCGAAGACGUCCGCACCAAGGAGCAGCUCUUCCCCCUGGCCAAGGAGUUCAUCGACCAGUACUACUCGUCCAUUAAGAGGUUUGGCUCCAAGGCCCACAUGGACCGGCUGGAGGAGGUGAACCGGGAGAUCGACAGCACCAGCACCUACCAGCUCAGGGACACGGAGCUCAUCUACGGGGCCAAGCACGCCUGGCGCAACGCCGCCCGCUGCGUUGGCAGGAUCCAGUGGUCCAAGCUGCAGGUGUUCGAUGCACGCGACUGCACCACGGCUCACGGGAUGUUCAACUACAUCUGCAACCACGUCAAGUACGCCACCAACAAGGGCAACCUCAGGUCGGCCAUCACCAUCUUCCCGCAGAGGACGGACGGCAAGCACGACUUCCGCGUGUGGAACUCGCAGCUCAUCCGCUACGCUGGCUACAAGCAGCCCGACGGCUCCACCCUGGGGGACCCGGCCAACGUGGAGUUCACCGAGAUCUGCAUCCAGCAAGGCUGGAAGCCCCCGCGGGGCCGCUUCGACGUGCUGCCCCUCCUGCUGCAGGCCAACGGCAAUGACCCCGAGCUUUUCCAGAUCCCACCUGAGCUGGUGCUGGAAGUGCCCAUCAGGCACCCCAAGUUUGACUGGUUCAAGGAYCUGGGCCUCAAGUGGUACGGCCUCCCCGCUGUGUCCAACAUGCUUCUGGAGAUUGGCGGCCUGGAGUUCAGCGCCUGUCCCUUCAGUGGCUGGUACAUGGGCACGGAGAUCGGUGUCCGCGACUACUGUGACAACUCCCGCUACAACAUCCUGGAGGAAGUAGCCAAGAAGAUGAACCUGGACAUGAGGAAGACGUCGUCCCUGUGGAAGGACCAGGCGCUGGUGGAGAUCAACAUCGCCGUCCUCUACAGCUUCCAGAGCGACAAAGUGACCAUCGUUGACCACCACUCUGCCACCGAGUCCUUCAUUAAGCACAUGGAGAACGARUACCGCUGUCGGGGGGGUUGCCCGGCUGACUGGGUGUGGAUCGUGCCCCCCAUGUCUGGCAGCAUCACRCCCGUCUUCCACCAGGAGAUGCUCAACUACAGGCUCACACCCUCCUUUGAGUACCAGCCCGACCCUUGGAACACCCACGUGUGGAAGGGCACCAACGGGACCCCCACAAAGCGGCGCGCCAUCGGCUUCAAGAAGCUGGCUGAGGCCGUCAAGUUCUCAGCCAAGCUGAUGGGACAGGCCAUGGCCAAGAGGGUCAAAGCCACCAUCCUCUACGCCACAGAGACGGGCAAAUCGCAAGCCUACGCCAAGACCUUGUGUGAGAUCUUCAAACACGCCUUUGACGCCAAGGUGAUGUCCAUGGAAGAAUACGACAUCGUGCACCUGGAACACGAGACGCUGGUCCUCGUGGUCACCAGCACCUUCGGCAACGGAGACCCCCCGGAGAAUGGGGAGAAAUUCGGCUGUGCKUUGAUGGAAAUGAGGCACCCCAACUCCAUGCAGGAGGAGAGGAAGUACCCGGAACCCUUGCGUUUCUUUCCCCGUAAAGGGCCUUCCCUCCCCCCUGGUGACACUGAAGUCCACGGUCUGGCUGCCGCCCGUGACAGCCGGCACAGGAGCUACAAGGUCCGGUUCAACAGCGUCUCCUCCUACUCUGACUCGCGCAAAUCAUCAGGCGAUGGGCCWGACUUCAGAGACAACUUUGAGAGUGCUGGACCCCUGGCCAAUGUGAGGUUCUCGGUGUUCGGCCUCGGCUCCCGGGCCUACCCCCACUUCUGCGCCUUYGGACACGCCGUGGACACCCUCCUGGAAGAGCUGGGAGGGGAGAGGAUCCUGAAGAUGAGGGAGGGGGACGAGCUCUGUGGGCAGGAGGAGGCUUUCAGGACGUGGGCCAAGAAGGUCUUCAAGGCGGCCUGUGACGUGUUCUGCGUGGGGGACGACGUCAACAUCGAGAAGGCCAACAACUCCCUCAUCAGCAACGACCGCAGCUGGAAGAGGAACAAGUUCCGCCUCACCUACGUGGCCGAAGCACCAGAGCUUACCCAGGGGCUCUCCAUCGUCCACAAGAAGCGAGUCUCGGCCGCGCGACUCCUGAGUCGACAGAACCUCCAGAGCCCCAAGUCCAGCCGCUCAACCAUCUUUGUGCGUCUCCACACCAACGGGAAUCAGGAGCUCCAGUAUCAGCCUGGGGACCACCUGGGCGUCUUCCCUGGCAACCAUGAGGACCUCGUGAAUGCCCUCAUCGAGCGCCUGGAGGACGCACCCCCUGUCAACCAGAUGGUGAAAGUGGAGCUGCUGGAAGAACGGAACACAGCUUUGGGCAUCAUCAGCAACUGGAAGGACGAGUCCCGCCUCCCGCCCUGCACCAUCUUCCAGGCCUUCAAAUACUACCUGGACAUCACCACGCCACCCACGCCCCUGCAGCUGCAGCAGUUUGCCUCCCUGGCCACCAGCGAGAAAGAGAAACAGCGCCUGCUGGUCCUCAGCAAGGGCUUGCAGGAGUACGAGGAGUGGAAAUGGGGCAAGAACCCCACCGUGGUGGAGGUGCUGGAGGAGUUCCCAUCCAUCCAGAUGCCGGCCACCCUGCUCCUCACCCAGCUGUCCCUGCUGCAGCCCCGCUACUAUUCCAUCAGCUCCUCCCCGGACAUGUACCCCGACGAGGUGCACCUCACCGUGGCCAUCGUCUCCUACCACACCCGAGAUGGAGAAGGACCAAUUCACCAUGGUGUGUGCUCCUCCUGGCUCAACCGGAUACAGGCUGGAGAAGUGGUCCCCUGUUUCGUGCGGGGUGCACCCAGCUUCCACCUGCCCCGAAACCCCCAGGUCCCCUGCAUCCUGGUCGGCCCAGGAACUGGCAUCGCACCUUUCCGAAGCUUCUGGCAGCAGCGGCAAUUUGACAUUCAACACAAAGGAAUGAGUCCCUGCCCCAUGGUCCUGGUCUUCGGGUGCCGGCAAUCCAAGAUAGACCACAUCUACAGGGAGGAGACCCUACAGGCCAAGAACAAAGGGGUCUUCCGAGAGCUGUACACGGCCUACUCCCGGGAGCCAGACAAACCAAAGAAGUACGUGCAGGAUGUCCUGCAAGAUCAGCUGGCCGAGACUGUGUACCGAGCCCUGAAGGAGCAAGGGGGCCACAUUUACGUGUGUGGAGAUGUCACCAUGGCCGCCGAUGUCCUCAAAGCCGUGCAGCGCAUCAUGGCCCAGCAGGGGAAGCUCUCGGAGGAGGAUGCCGGAGUAUUCAUCAGCAGGCUGAGGGAUGACAACCGGUACCAUGAGGAUAUCUUUGGAGUCACCCUGAGAACCUACGAAGUGACCAACCGCCUUAGAUCUGAGUCCAUUGCCUUCAUUGAAGAGAGCAAAAAAGAGACAGAUGAGGUCUUCAGCUCCUAAGUGGAUUCUCCAGCCUAGAGGGACAGCAGGCGGCCACCCCAAGUGCUGCACAGGGGCGGCUGCGGGCUUCCGACGGGCGCACACACGGCUGCUCCUUUCCUCCAGGACCCCCGGGUCCCCGCUCUGCCUCUCGUCCUGUUGCUGUGUCCUGGUGUCCCCCUCUGGGUUCCUGCCCCCGCAGUGGCUUCCUCGGCACCCCCGGGUCUGCUCCUUGAGUUUUCCUGCCUCGACGCGACACCUUCGUACCCUGCGGUGGCUCUCCCGAAACCACGCCUCACUGCUGUCCUGCCGAUGACGACGAGGGCAGAUGGCGGGUGCAUGAAACCACCGGAUCGUGGCCACUGCUCCUCUGGGGUCUGUCUUCUGCUGUCCCCUGGGAAGGCUGCAGGUUCUGGACAGAAGCCUUCUGAGCUGGUCCCUCUGGAGUCCCCCCUCCUUUCUCACGAUCCCCGUUUUGGUCGUGUGUGUGACGUGCGCGGGACGGGCCCGGGUCUCCGUCUGUCCUCUUGCCCGUGUAAGACUGUCCACCUUAGACCUGCGUCCACUGCCUUCGUGAAAGACCCUUGGUGCCAAGAAACGUGAAUCCUCCUGUGUCUGUCAUGGAGGGUCUGCGCUGACGUCCCUUAAAACACUCUGAGGCUCCCCAAAGAAGGGUUAGGGAAUGAGGAGGGGGCUGUGGUGGUGGAGGGGACAGUCUCCCCGUGAAAUGGCAAGUCGUGGAUUCGAUGCAUCUGGAUUCUGAGGCCAGUCGGUGGAGUCCUUACCAUACCACCAAAGGCCUGGGCAGACCCCUCCCCAAGCCCACCUGCCCCAGCCAGCAUGGCCCCGCCACGUUCAUCGAGCCCUUCCCAGGGAUCCCAUCCUGGGGUCCACGGGAACCUGCUGGACAUACCGUCUUCCCACUUGGCUGAUACGGAUGAGUCGYUUGUCCUAAGUUUCCCCGAAUCAAAUUGCUACCGACCUGAAAGGGACGAAGGGGUGGAGCCUAACGUUUCACAGCGUGGGCCUUCUGUCAAAGGGGAACACGGUGGUCAUUAUUUUCUUUUUCCUCCAAGCAGGGCUUGCGGCUUUACCUUAGGAUAAAAAAUACGUGGCGAGGUCAGAUAAAAGGGAUCUGAGUGGACGGAGGCCCCCUAUGGAUUUUUUCUCUAGGAACCCUGGGGCUUUCCGCUUUCUAAAAUUGGCCUCUGGAUUAUUGAACCUGCCGAAAUAAUUUUUGGCAAAUAAAUAAUACCUUCCACUCAGAUCCAAAAAAAAAAAAACUGGGUAACCAAGUCUCCGGCAGGAAUCAGGGCAGGUGGCCUGCAGAGUUUGCCCCCUGGGAGUGAAUGAGGAGGGAGGUGCCUCCCACACUCAAGUGCUAAAAUCAAUGUCAGGCAGCGUCCAAAUCCCAUGACACCCCCCCCCACCUCACCCUCCAGGGUCCAGCGGUGGGUCCAUUCUAGCCUUCUGUCAUGUUGGUUUUGUUUUGUCCCACAGAAGAACUCUGUCCCCUUGAGGUCCUAUGCAGGACAUCGCCUUCCUGAUGCUCAGUGUAKAGGGUGGACAGAGAGAAAGUACCACCGUGGCCCACGGGGAAGGGCUUUACCGRUGGGGUAUCAAGACCCCAAGGAUCUUGAAAGGACCAGCCACAGCUCAUCUUCGCCCACCGUCCCCGGCAGCCCCCAUGGGUGUCCCUGGCAUCUGGAGUUUGUCCCAGUUCUAAUCUCUCCCGCCUCCGGUUAACCCCAGGUUUUCUGGUUCAGGCUUCCACGGAUGCAGAGACUCAGCCCUUGGUGUCCCGUAGCCACCCUUUCCCAUCUGGAGGGAAGCCAGCUCCAACCUCCUCAGUCCUGCCAGCUUGAUGCUGGGCUCCUAGUAGCUUUUCUCCCGGGCAYUUUUUAAAUGGUUUUUCCAACCCUUUGAACCCUUGGGGACACUUUCUAAGAUGUCUCUAGUUCCCCAGGACCGAAUGAUUAGGUCAACCUCCAUCAAAGAGGAAUCCAUCACCACUUCCCUCUCCAAACCAAGUUUCCGCUGCUGAAUGAGGAGCGCUUAGUGUGUGCCGGGCACCUGCCGCCUGUACACCUCUCCCUUCUAGAAGCUGGGGACAGAUGGAAACAUCUUUUCGUUUUGUCAGAGAGUCCAGAGAAAUAAUCAUAUAACCAGCAUUCAUCCUUCUGCCCAAGCAGGGCUUCUUUUUUUUUGUUUUUUAACCUCAGACACAAACAGCUUCAUAACUCCCUGUUAGAGGACAGGAGACCAAGCUGAUGUGUUUUUCUCCUGGGCGGAGAUUUCCCACCCCAGAGAGCCCCACCCUACUGCUUAGCCCGGGGAAGAGGCAGCGACCACUGUGGGUUGAGCUCCGGUCCAGGGUGGGCGGAUGCUGCCCCCUGCUGGCGGCAUCUAGUYCAGUCCCCAGAACCAACCACAGGAGCAAGACACAGGUUAGCAAUGGGUAAACCAAAGGGUUACCCAGGUAGGGGUCCCUUUAUUUGCCUCUCCCUGCUAAACUGGUAGCUCUGACCAUAACCCACCUCCCAAAAGUGGGUUUGUCCAGGAAGCUCAUGAGAYAGUCCUGAAACAGGGACACAGGCACAUCAGACUGUACCGUCCCCACUGUGACCACAGCCCCACGCCUCGUGUGGGGAAGAACACCGUUGAGCCCCCUGGGAGGAGAGAGGCCCUUCCUUGGUGUCCUGGGUGUGUGACAGCCAGGCGUUCUGUUUUGGUUUGGUUUGGUUUGGGGUUUUUUUGUUGUUGUUGUUAUUUUUUAAGGGGAAACACUGAAGAUCCACCAAAACGGAGUUUUAGAACAGACCUGGGUCCCUUUUUAAGCAGGUGGCCSUGAUGACUUGACCUUUCCAGGUCUGUAGAUCCUCCUGUCCAACAAGGGGAUCCUGAGACGAUGCCCAGGAACGGCACCCGGCCCAAAAGCCCACGAAUUUUGAUUUCUCACUUACUGGUACCAUGCCUGGCCUCCCCGGGGUGUGGAAGGUGUCUGCAGAGACUAGCAAAGUGUGGCUGCUGCCCUGCAGAAGGCUGGAAUCCGGUGGGCAGGGAGAUGCCCUCAGGAUGGAUUGCGUGUCUGGGGCAUGGGGGAUGCGUAGGAUUUCACCAUGGACAAUGGAAGACGAGUGGCCGCAGGGGGAGGAGGAGGAAUCCGAGGCAGGCGUAGGCAGGGAGUGUGGGGUGCUUCGGGGCUGGUUUGGAGGCAGAGCCAGGUAGAACUGCUGAGGGGGAACCCUGGGACAGUGGCCAGGACCAGAUAGCGGGGCGAGGUGAGCGGCAAAGCAGGGCUUAGACGGUGCCUAGUAGGUGACAGAGAGGUCCUGACGGGUGUCUUCCCCAAAGGGAAAUGAAGGUGAUUGGAAUUAUGUUGCCAGAGAAGGUUCUGACCACAGGCUAGAGUGUGCAGGGCUGAACCGCGGACGGACAGUUGCUGUCCCUAAGGCGUGAGCCAGACAGGAGGCAGCAGUAAUGAUACACAGAGUCCAGGGGCUGAACCAGCAGGACCGGAUGCCCUUUGGACAGUGAGGAUUAAAAAAAAUUGGAGCUGUAAAAAGGUCGGGCUCCCAGGGAAGGUGAGUUUGCAGCCUUGACCCGACGGCCAGCUCUCUGCAGGUCCAGAGUGAGCCCUUCCAAGGUCCAACAGGGUCCAGAUGCGCACCAUGAAAACGGACUCUUAACUGGAGAUGCUGGCCUAGGAACGGAGGCUCCUCCUGCCAACCRCUCCGAGCAGCCACCUGCUUUGGGCUUCCAAGGAGGUCAGGUUUUGCCCUAAGCCCACAACAAGGCAGUGCUGUUCUGACCUAUAUUGGGGGGCAAAUGGUUCCUGCUGCAGCGGGCAAGCUAGCUGCCUGCGCCACUCCACARCCCCCGCCCACCCGCAGCGCAGCCGUGGGGCACAGUGGGCUCCGGGGUUGGGUUUCAGUCCAGCCGCGGUUCCUGAGUGGUUCCACCUCACUCCCCGGGUCUCCAGCAAGAAGUCUUGCCCCCAAGCCUCUCGCCAAAACAUCAAGUCGCCCAGGACUGCCGGCAGGAGUCUUCCCCACGUCUCCAGGAUCGAAUGUCCCCUUGGGCUCCAAAAUUCCAGGCCAGGAGCCGGGAUGGGAGGUCUAGAGGGGCUGAGAGCUGGCCACCCCCCAAGGACUCGACAYCAAUGGUCCCGUCGUGUGGAUUUUGGCUUUCAGGAGCUGAUGCUGGCCUGGUCCCCUCUCCCUCUCUCACUGACCCAUCCUCAGCCCACCCCCAGUCCCCACCUGGUGGACAGAGGACCCAAGCAGUCCUCAUUYUCCCCCAGACCCUCUGUGACUCCAGCAUGGGAUCUGGUAGCCUUCAGUGUCUGUUCCCCGUUGAGCGUCCCAAAUCUCCAAUCCAGAAUGCCUCCAAAUCCAAAACUUUGGGCACCCACACCGCAGUGCAAAUGGAAAAUUCAAUUUAUGCACAAAACUAUUAGAAAUAUUGUAUAAAGCCACCCUCAGGCCAUGCAUAUGAGGGGUAUAUGAAAUCUAAAUGAGUUUCCUAUUUAGACUUGGUCCCACCCCCCCAAGAUAUCUCAUUAUGUAUAUGCAAAUAUUUCCAAUUUUUUUUUUUUAAAUCCAGAAUCCAAAACACCCCUGGUCCCAAGGACUUCACCUAAGGGGCAUGCAACCUGUAAUACUGGCAAGGGAGAUGGUCCAAGUUUACAUGCCUUAGCGAAUUUAUGAGUUCGUUUUGUCCCUUGAAAUAUCUAAAUGGUUCUGGUCAAGCAGGCACAUCUAAUUCAGUGAUGAGCAUGGUGGCCUUGGCAGGCAGGGGACAAUGCCUUGGCAUGCUGCUUCCUGAAGUCUUUUCGACAAUGACUCCAUACAUGCAAGUGCCCAGAUUUGGCUUCGAACCUCCCAGAGACUCUAAUCCUGAGCCCAUCAACCUCAGCAUUAUUGGUGUUUGAGGCUCGGCCAUUCUUUAUCACGGUGGCAUCCCGGGCGUCAUAGGAUGUUGAGUAGCAUUGGUGACACGCACCCAAAAGUUGCUGAUAUCCAUCUCCUGCCAAUCGUGAGAACCAAAUGGGUCAUUGCACAGUGUUCAUUGUCCCCUGGGCAGGCAGCGUCUGGCACCCCUUGGGCUGAGAACCACGGCUCCUGGCCAUCGGGGACAACAGGAUGCCUACCAGCCACCCCAGGCCUUCCCAUUACAGACCUCUUGGAGAAGGUCAUCAUCCACUGCCAAACCGAGAUUGAAGGACUUACGCAGCUUCACGAGCCCCCCGCUGCACCAGAAAGAUGGGGGGGCUCUGUUUUGCUAAGAUGCUCCGUCCUGGGUGUCCAUUCUAACCAAGCCCCUGGUAGCCUGGUGCAGUCUUGUGCUGGCUCUGAGGUCCCCUUGUGCUCCCCAUCAUUUUUGUCACUGUGUUGUGGUUGUGACUGUCAUUACCCACUCCAGGCUCACGGGUGGUUUUCUACAAGGACCAGAGAGCUGGACGGGUCAUCGUAGGUGUCCACUCUGUACCCGUAGGUGUCCACUCUGGGCCUGGGGAGGCUGGGGAGGUGGCCGGAGCUGGGGUCCCCUCUCUCACACACACACACACACACACACACACACACACACACACACGCUGUCAGGAACUCAGAUGCCCCUACCUCUGAGCUCUCAAUGCUGCUAACCUGCCCCGUGUCCUGUGUGCUCGCCCCAGCACUUUCCUCAAGGACCGACGCCCACCCCGUGCCCUUUGCGAGUUUGGCGCAUGCUCUUCUUCUGUAUAGUCCUCAUCUUCCAAUUUUAUGGGAUGUAACAGAAGUCUACAUCUGCCUGUUUGCAUUAUGGUUAAAAUAUUAAAA
Messenger RNA from Urocitellus parryii (Arctic ground squirrel), 10894 nucleotides. RefSeq names its product nitric oxide synthase 1 (gene Nos1). The record is from RefSeq and is a predicted model, not a curated record. Gene Ontology annotation, molecular function: calmodulin binding; flavin adenine dinucleotide binding; FMN binding. Gene Ontology annotation, biological process: nitric oxide biosynthetic process. NCBI's taxonomy places the organism in Eukaryota, Metazoa, Chordata, Mammalia, Rodentia, Sciuridae.